This is a messenger RNA of Columba livia (rock pigeon), 1016 nucleotides long. Its product is annotated as feather keratin 1. Gene Ontology annotation, molecular function: structural constituent of cytoskeleton. Gene Ontology annotation, cellular component: intermediate filament. Lineage: Eukaryota; Metazoa; Chordata; Aves; Columbiformes; Columbidae. The transcript has 2 exons. The coding region runs from base 46 to 354 and encodes 102 amino acids. The record is from RefSeq and is a predicted model, not a curated record.
CACCUCCACCUCCUUGGGAACAAGGUGCAGCUCCAGCCAGAAGACAUGUCCUGCUACAACCCAUGCCUGCCCUGCCAGUCCUCUGGCCCAACCCCACUGGCCAACAGCUGCAAUGAGCCCUGUGUCAGGCAGUGCCAGGACUCCCAUGUUUACAUCCAGCCGUCCCCUGUGGUGGUGACCCUGCCCGGCCCCAUCCUCAGCUCCUUCCCGCAGAACACCGCCGUGGGAUCCUCCACCUCCGCUGCUGUUGGCAGCAUCCUCAGCUCUCAGGGAGUGCCCAUCAACUCCGGGGGCUUUGGUCUCUCUGGCUUGGGCAGCGGCAUCUGUGGCAUGAGGAGGCGUUUCCCCUGCUAAAGCUGCUGGUGAUGGCUCUGGGGAAGGACCUCAGGGGCACACAACAUGAUACUGGACUGGAGACAGAGCAUCGGGUUGUUGUUUUCAGAGGGGCUGAGCAACUCCAGCAGCCCUUGCAAAGGGAUGGGCCAGCCUGGGCUCUCAGAAAGCACUGCUCAUGCUGCCUUCUCCCUCUUCCAGUGUCUCCUGUUCCUCUUGUGUCCUUGUUCUCUUGUGCUCCCCUGGGUUGUGAGCCCCACAAAGCCAGCCUAGGGAGGACCUGCUGGCCCUGCUCCCUCUGUGGGGGAGGCAGAUAAAUAUCUGGCAGGGUCUCCACCACCGCCAUGGGAAGAGGCUCCUCUCUGCCCCUGGUACUCCUUGUGCUGGGGUCUCCACUUGUAUUAACUUAAUUUUCCUCUUUUGCCCCAUUAAGGUUCUGCUGCAUCCCAUUUCAUGCCUGUAUGUCAUUCUUUCACUUGCAGAUGCUCUCACAUGAUGCCCAGGGUCAGACCUGGUCUUCAGGUGUGGUUCUGGGAAGGGGUUGUUUGGGAUGUUUUUGCAGUGACUCUUAAUAAAUAUGGGCUUGCUUUGAUUUUGCUUACCCAAACUUGAGGUGACUUUCUGCUUUCUAAACUUUGCUGAAUAUCUUGGGCUUGAUAAAAUUAAAUGACAGAGAUCAAUAA